AUGAAGACCGCAAUCAUUGCCGCCGCCGCUUUCCCUGGCAUCGCAACCGCAAAGGGAAGCGGGCAUUAUGGCGGUAGCUACCCGCCGUACGCCUCGAGGAACUGCCCAUUCAUCCCUUCGGCCGGCCAAUUCGUUCUCUUCGCCGACAACAUCCAGACAGUCUCACAGGUCAGCCCUGACAAAGCCUUUCUGAGGUCGCAAGAUCUCUACGUCGAGACCGCCAACGAUUUGGCCACGGCCUCUCAAUUUACCAUGCCGGACUUUGCCCUCGGUGCCAACUGCUCCUUGAAUCUGGCCGUCCCAAGCCCUGACCAGAUCUAUGGUGACCUCGACCAGGACGUCUUCAGUGGCGGUGGAAAGUAG
Molecule: messenger RNA, 363 nt
Organism: Cladophialophora psammophila CBS 110553
Lineage: Eukaryota; Fungi; Ascomycota; Eurotiomycetes; Chaetothyriales; Herpotrichiellaceae
Exons: 1
Coding region: 1-363 (120 amino acids)
Source: RefSeq, a predicted model, not a curated record